This is a messenger RNA of Lampris incognitus (smalleye Pacific opah), 1377 nucleotides long. It is a transcript of the gene apba1a, whose product is annotated as amyloid beta (A4) precursor protein-binding, family A, member 1a. The record is from RefSeq and is a predicted model, not a curated record. NCBI's taxonomy places the organism in Eukaryota, Metazoa, Chordata, Actinopteri, Lampriformes, Lampridae. Gene Ontology annotation, cellular component: dendritic spine; cytoplasm; plasma membrane. Gene Ontology annotation, biological process: chemical synaptic transmission. Gene Ontology annotation, molecular function: protein binding; amyloid-beta binding. The transcript is spliced from 11 exons. The coding region runs from base 1 to 1377 and encodes 458 amino acids.
AUGGGGAGGAGGAUCAUGACACGGAACAGCUGGAGGAAACAAGUGAGCAGGAUAGUGAAGGAGAACAGGGGGAGCGGGAAACCUAGGGAGUUCAUUGCCGAGUCUCCACACUCGAGCUCGUCCUUCCCCUCAGAGGCAGAGUCAUCCAGUGGACACCUGUUACAUGGCACCAGCUUGGAUUCGCGUCCUUCCAAUAAAGAGCAUAGCAGAAGCCUGGCAUCCUUCCCCUCGCGUAUACAUGUCCCAGGUCCAUGUGAUCCAGAGGACCUGAUUGAUGGCAUCAUCUUUGCAACAAACUACCUGGGCUCAACCCAGUUGCUGUCUGACAAGACACCCUCGAAGAACAUACGCAUGAUGCAAGCCCAGCAGGCUGUCAGCCGUAUCAAGAGACCCAAGGACGAGCCUCAGUCCAUGACAGAGGUGGACCUCUUUAUCUCUACCCAGCGGAUUCAAGUGCUCAGCACUGACUGCCAGGAAUCUCUGGUGAACUACCCUCUGCGGACCAUCUCCUACAUCACUGACAUUGGGAACAUCGUGGCUUUGAUGGCCCGGUGCCGUGUGCCACGACAAGAAUCUCAGGAGAACAUAGAGGCCUCAAACCAGGACAAUAAGCGCCAGUACAAGAUGAUGUGCCACUUGUUUGAAUCCGAGGAUGCCCAGAUGAUUGCCCAGGCGAUCGGGCAGGCUUUUGGCGUCGCUUAUCAAGAGUUUUUUAGGGCCAGCGGCAUCGACCCUGAAGACCUGAGCCAGAAGGACUAUGGAGACCUGCUGAACACUCAGGACAUGAAUAAUGAUGACCUCAUCCACUUCAAAUCUGAAAACUGUCAGGAUGUGUACAUAGAGAAGGCCAAAGGGGAGAUUCUUGGCGUGGUCAUUGUUGAGAGUGGAUGGGGCUCCAUCCUGCCCACAGUUAUCAUUGCCAACAUGAUGCAUGCUGGACCAGCUGAAAGGUCUGGCUGUCUCAACAUUGGAGACCAGAUCAUGUCCAUCAACGGAACUAGUCUGGUGGGACUGCCUCUUCCCACGUGUCAGAAUAUCAUUAAGGAUCUAAGGAAUCAGUCCUGUAUCGAAAUGAAUGUCGUCAGAUGUCCCCCGGUGACCACUGUACUCAUCAAACGCCCGGAUGUCCGCUACCAGUUGGGAUUCAGUGUUAAGAACGGCAUUAUCUGUAGCCUUAUGCGUGGGGGCAUUGCUGAGCGAGGCGGUGUGAGGGUGGGUCACUGCAUUAUUGAGAUCAACAGUCAGAGUGUGGUGGCCACCUCGCAUGAGAAGAUUGUCCACAUCCUGUCAAGUGCUGUGGGAGAGAUCCACAUGAAGACGAUGCCAGUGGCCAUGUUCCGGCUGCUAACUGCCCAGGAGGAGUCUGUUUACAUCUAA